AUGAGUAACUCAUCGUAUAAAAGUCAAGUGUUGCAGUACAAAAAUGUUCGUGGCGAGACACCGUUCUUGGUAGCAGCGGCUAAUGGAAGUUCGAAUGCGAUGCGCACAAUACUGACCUAUGGGGGCGAUAUCUUUGCUUUGGAUCAGCGAGGUAAUUCUGCAUUGCAUUUGUCAGCAUGCUCAGAUAAUUAUCGAGAUGCAUUGCGUGAACUGUUGGCAUGGUUAACCGACACUAAAUUCAUAAAUAUUGUCAACGAUGAGCGUAAGACACCGUUGCAUAUUGCAGCUGAGAAUUGUGCUGUGAAAUGUGUUCGUGAACUUUUGAAGGUUUGUUCUGAGUUUCAUUCAAUAUCAUAUGUCAUUCUCCUUCUACUCAUUUUCAUCGUUACUAAACGAUUAUCAAAAAUAAAGUUGUAA
Messenger RNA from Anisakis simplex (herring worm), 417 nucleotides. The record is from the annotation of a GenBank genome assembly. NCBI's taxonomy places the organism in Eukaryota, Metazoa, Nematoda, Chromadorea, Rhabditida, Anisakidae.